CCAGCUCUCUCUGCCCUCCAGAGUUUCUGCUGCACCCUCCCGUCCUCUCCCAUCUCUGUCUCCCUGGCCCAUCCCGAACACCAGGGUGGGGGCCAGGCUGCGCUCCCAGCAUGCUGGAGAGACAGAGGUCCUUUGAGGCAUUGCAGCAGGCACACAGCGCCCCCUUGUCCCCCAACAAUCCGCCUUUGUCCUCCAGUCCUGGCUGCUGCAGCUUGGUCCUGGGGGUGCUGCCUGGGCUGGGCUCCAGCUCACACCCUCCCUAAAAGGAAAUGGGAGAAAGGACCAGCCAAAGAAGAGGGUUAAAGUUGGGGAAGGGGGACACAAAUGUCUUCAGGCUUAGGUCUCUGGGGGCUCCCAGUCCUGCCCCUGUUCCUCUACUCACAUCCCAGCUCCUCCCAGUUUCUUUUCGGACCUCCUCCUCUUCCCUCCCUUCUCUAUUCCAGGCUGGGUUGGGCUCUAAGCAAGGGGAGGGAUUAGAGCCUCCUCCCUCUCUGCCCCUCCCCAUGGGUCUCUAGGGGGCUGGUGCGGGCAGCAGCAGAGGCGCUCUGGGCAGCUGGGUGAAGGCCCAUCUUGGCAAGGCCCCCAGCGGCUGCCUUCUCUCGCGGGGCCCUGUGGGCAAGGCUCCUGCUUCACUUUCAGGUUGCUCGAAGUGCCUUCUUGCUCCUGUCUGUUUCCCCAUCCUGCCAGAUUUCUGUCUCUCUUGCUGGGCUUUUGGCAGUAGGGGCUGUGUUGGUGGGCCCCAUGAAGAUGCUCAGUGUUCGGGAUCGCCGGGACCGGCCCCCUGAGGAGGGGGUAGUUGCAGAGCUCCAGGGCUUCGCGGUGGACAAGGCCUUCUUCACCUCCCACAAAGGCAUCCUGCUGGAAACCGAGCUGGACUUCCUGCGCUGUGUCAGUGCCAUCAUCAUCUUCCUGGUGGUCUCCUUUGCAGCUGUGACCUCCCGGGAUGGAGCUGCCAUUGCUGCUUUUGUUUUUGGCAUCAUCCUGGUUUCCGUCUUUGCCUAUGAUGCAUUCAAGAUCUACCGGACUGAGAUGGCACCCAGGGCCAUCCAGGGGGACCAGCAGUGACUCUGGGGCUACCUGGCUUCUAGGCCUAGCCAGCCAGAGGGGACAGUAGAGCCCAGACACGUCUCCUUGGGAUUCACUAACCCCCAGCCCGCCAAACCCCACCCCAGCCUUACGGAGAUGUCCAGCCUGAGACGUCACUGGGGACUUAUCUGUGGAGCCUGGUGCUCCGGGAUCUGGCUCCUGAUGAAGCUCUGGCCAGAGGAGGGGAACUUAUGGGGGGAGGGAGGGUGGUGGGGAGGAAUCUGGGCCCCUAAGUCAUUCCCAAAUUAAAAUAUUCAAAUUCUA
Molecule: messenger RNA, 1350 nt
Organism: Chlorocebus sabaeus (green monkey)
Lineage: Eukaryota; Metazoa; Chordata; Mammalia; Primates; Cercopithecidae
Gene: CMTM5
Product: CKLF like MARVEL transmembrane domain containing 5
Cellular component (GO): membrane
Source: RefSeq, a predicted model, not a curated record